Messenger RNA from Eurytemora carolleeae, 2093 nucleotides. RefSeq lists its product as uncharacterized. Gene Ontology annotation, molecular function: protein binding. The transcript is spliced from 6 exons. The record is from RefSeq and is a predicted model, not a curated record. NCBI's taxonomy places the organism in Eukaryota, Metazoa, Arthropoda, Copepoda, Calanoida, Temoridae. Bases 280 to 2058 code for a protein of 592 amino acids.
ACUACUACUACUACUACUGAUACUACAACUACUUCUACUACUACUACUUCUACUACUACUACUACUACUACUACUACUUUUAUUACUUCUUCUUUGACAACUUCUACUACUACUACUACUUCCACUUCUACAUCACAUCCAACUACAUCUUUCAAAGAUUUUACCACAAAUCUUAAAAUAAGGUCAACAACCAAAAGUACAUCUUCCCAGAAGCUGCUGACUUCUUCCUCGCCAUUGUCUACUCCAGUCACAUCAAAAUCAACUAUUUCGCUAACUUUAAUGUCCAGCUCUAAAUCUACAAGAAUGGAAUCUUUCAAACAAAAAACAGCAAUAUUAGCAUCAACAUCCUCUUUGAAACCAUCACCAACAUCUGAAACUGCAUCAACAAAAUCUGAAGAGGAAACAACAAUUGGGUCAAAAUUAUCUGAUAAUUCUCCUUUGCCAGGUGAAUCUUCAAACAAUCCCAUUAAUAGUUCUUUCACCAAGACAAUUGUUACAAAUUUACCAAUUCACUCAAACAUUUCUCAGUCACUAACACCAACAACUGGUAAACAAACAGAUAACCUUGAAUCCAAAGUCAAUUUGACCGUAUCAAGUUACACAACUGAAGCAGCUACCCAACUGCCUCAUGUUGAUAGUUUCGCAACAUCCUCAACCUGGACUACCAGGCAAAUCAAUUUUAUACCAAAUUCUGAUAAGGCAUCAAAAAAUACUUCAGGAGAAGGAAUAUCUAAGAAGCGUGGGAACCUACUUGAAUCAGAAGAUAAAACCAACAUAGAUCUAACAGAUUCAAUCAAAUCUUUAAAACAUUUAAUAUCUGAAGUAAUUUCAAAAUCAACAAGGGACAAGUUCACCCAUAAACCCUAUCAAAAUUUAGAAUGGAAGGAAAGAAGGACUCAUUUAAGAAAUGAUAUUCCACAACCAUUUUAUGAACCUGAUUCAAGCUCAUAUUUCCAUGAGCCAACAUAUGAACCAAGCAGUGUCCAUCACUUUACAAAAUCUAGCAUGGGACAGACACCAGAACUUUCCGCAGGAAGUUGGAAAGACAGAACUGAACAUAUACCAGAGCAUAGGCAGCAUGAUAUAUACCUGAAAGGACACUUGGCAUCUAUUGAGAAAAGAGAGGUAAAUAAUGAAGAACUUGCCACUACAGAUUACGAUAUCGAAAGCUUUGGUUAUGCUUCAUUUAUAAUUGGGGGCUGUAGCUCACAACAUAAAGCCAUUUUAAGUGUUGAAGCAUAUAAUUCUGAUUCUAAAAUAGUUGUUCCUGACACACCUUUCCUUGGGUGUGGACCUCCAGUAGGUGCUAUAUACAAGAAGGCCUUGGUUGUGUGUGCUAAUUCAGUUUCCAACAUUCUAAACUCUUGCUACCACUACAAGGCAGGGUUUGCUACUUGGAAAACGUUCCCGAGCAUGUUGGUAAGUCGUAAGGACUUCACCUUCAGUGUGACAGAUGAUUCUAUUGUUGCAAUUGGUGGACAAACAGCUGGACCUGAUCUGGAAAUAUUCAGGAAUGGUGGGUGGGAGCAAGGUCCUAAUAUGAGAUCUAAUGGAAGUAGGAAAAAGCAUUGCUCUGUCAGCAUCGGUCACAAUCUGAUUAUCAUUGGAGGACAAAUUUCUGGUAUGCCAUCAAAAGAAGUUGAGAUGCUAAACAUUAAAAACACAGAGAGCAUAUCUAGCUCACUGCCAAGCUUGCCAAAAGAGACAUUUGCUCAUGCAUGCUCAAGUUUGAAUAUUGGUGGAACAACUGUUGUUGUUGUAGCAGGAGGAUUAGAUAUUGAUUAUAAUCUACUUGACACUGUUCAUUUCCUGAAUUUUCAAGCAAAUGACCAAAUAUGGAAACCUUUAGCUCCAAUGAAGAUUAAGAGGCAUAAUUUUGGUCUUGGACUGCUUGACUCUCAACUUGCCGCUUUCGGGGGUGGUGGGGUUGAAACAUCAACAGAAAUAACAAGAAUAGAAGUUUGGCAGCCAACAAAUAAUACCUGGAACUUCAAACCUCACAACAGUCCCAAUCUUGAUCGGAACAAUUUUGCUUUUGUAUCAGCCUCCCAGAAUUGAUAAAUAGCAAUAAAUAUAAACUUGACUUAAACUUA